AUGAUAUUUUUAACUAUCGGAGGGGUGGUUCAACCGGGGAACAGAAUUCCGGCCUUCCGUAGAACCCUGUGGAAAACCUACAACGUAAUCGCCGUAUUCGCCUGCCUCAGUUUUUGCCCCAUGGAAAUAAUACCGUUGGCUUUUACCACAAACUUGAAACGGUUCAUCAAAAACAUGAACAUGGCCAUGCAACACGUUUCGGCCUCGAUAAAGUUAUUCGUCUGGCUUAAAAAGCGAGACAAGCUGAUGAAAAUUGUGGAAGCGCUCGGAGAAAAAAUGGAAAAGUACGAAAAUUACGAAACGUUUCGGCCAAUGGAAAUUGUCACGGACGAGAUGGGACGCAAGAAAAUAAUUGAUUGCGUUUGGGCAGUUUCGGGUUUUUUUGUGGGAACCCUGGCUCUCAUUGAGUCGUUUCUUACGUUGUUUGUGAACCACGAAAAGUACGAAAGGUAUUACAUCAAAGAUGGAUUUAAAAACAUUACUGUGUUCGAAUAUACCCAACCUUUACCCUACAUCUCAGUGGUACCGUGGAACUACAAAUCGUCGCAUAUUUUAUUCGCUUGCACCAUUAUCUACCAAUGGUAUCCGCUCGUCAUUUUUGCCUUCAUUAUAAUAGGUUUUGAUUCAAUGUUCACUUCAAUCGCAAACUAUUCAUCGGCCCAACUGAAGGUUUUACAGGGAGCUUUUAAAACUAUAAGACCUAGAUCUUUACAAAAACUUGGUUUAAGAGACGUGCCCGUAAUGCACGAUUCCCCCGUUUUGGCCAAGGAAAUGGAUAGACAAAUAAACAAUUGUAUUGAUCAUCUACAAACAAUUUUUUGGACCAUUGAAGAACUAGAAAGCAUCUUUUCAAUUCUGACGCUCAUCCAGGUGCUAAUAUCGCUAAUAAUUUUUUGCACAUCGUUGUUUCUUGUCACAGAAGUCCCUCUGGCCAGUGGAAAAUUCGUUGUAGAAUUGAAUUACAUGCUUGCAAUUACAUGGCAAAUAUAUCAAUAUUGUUAUUUUGGGAAUAAGGUCACCCUUAUGGGCCAUGAGUUGCCAUUUGCUGUUUAUGAUGGCGACUGGUAUUCUUCCGAUAAAAACUUCAAGAAGAAAAUGCUGAUCAGUAUGCAGCGAAUGAUGAAGCCCGUUCACUUUACAAUUGGAAAAUUUACGACGUUAACACUAACAACUUUCGUUUCAAUAGCACGAGGAUCUUACUCAUUUUUCACCCUGCUAAAAAAUAAAGACCAGCACGACCAAUAA
This is a messenger RNA of Agrilus planipennis (emerald ash borer), 1245 nucleotides long. Its product is annotated as odorant receptor 4-like. NCBI's taxonomy places the organism in Eukaryota, Metazoa, Arthropoda, Insecta, Coleoptera, Buprestidae. Gene Ontology annotation, biological process: sensory perception of smell; detection of chemical stimulus involved in sensory perception of smell. Gene Ontology annotation, molecular function: olfactory receptor activity; odorant binding. Bases 1 to 1245 code for a protein of 414 amino acids. The transcript is spliced from 6 exons. The record is from RefSeq and is a predicted model, not a curated record. Gene Ontology annotation, cellular component: plasma membrane.